AUGGGAAAAGCAUUGCCAACUGAUGAUGGUUCACUUCAAAAGGAUGACUCUGCACUUGUGGUUUGCUUUGGGGAAAUGUUAAUCGAUUUUGUCCCAACUACAAGUGGGCUCUCACUGGCUGAAGCACCUGCAUUUAAGAAAGCUCCUGGUGGUGCACCUGCUAAUGUUGCUGUUGGCAUAGCUCGCCUUGGUGGUUCAUCAGCUUUUAUUGGAAAGGUUGGUGAAGAUGAAUUUGGGUACAUGCUGGCGGACAUUUUGAAGGAGAAUAAUGUGAACAAUGAAGGCAUGCGCUUUGAUCCAGGUGCCCGAACAGCCUUAGCAUUCGUCACACUGAGAAAGGAUGGGGAACGUGAGUUCAUGUUUUAUCGGAACCCUAGUGCUGAUAUGCUGCUUCAAGAAGCGGAACUUGAUUUCGAUUUAAUUAGAAAGGCAAAAAUUUUUCAUUAUGGUUCAAUAAGUUUGAUUACAGAACCCUGCAAGUCAGCCCAUAUUGCUGCAGCAAAAGCUGCAAAGGAUGCUGGUGUAAUUUUGUCUUACGAUCCCAACCUCAGGCUUCCAUUGUGGGCAUCUGCGGAGGAUGCCAGAGAAGGAAUUCUGAGCAUUUGGGAGACCGCUGAUAUUAUAAAGAUAAGUGAGGAGGAGAUUUCUUUUUUGACAAAAGGAGAAGAUCCAUUUGAUGAUGCUGUUGUUCGUAAAUUGUACCAUCCAAAUCUUAAAUUGCUUCUUGUCACAGAAGGCCCAGAGGGUUGCAGGUACUACACCAAGGAGUUCAGUGGAAGAGUGAAAGGCUUAGAAGUGGAUGCUGUGGACACUACAGGUGCUGGGGAUGCUUUUGUGGCUGGAAUAUUAUCACAACUAGCAGCUGAUGUCUCAUUGCUUCAGGAGGAGGACCGACUGAGAGAUGCUCUAAGUUUCGCCAAUGGUUGUGGCGCCUUGACUGUGAUGGAGCGAGGUGCAAUUCCAGCUUUGCCGACAAGAGCAGCAGUGCUGAAUGCCCUGCUUAAGCCAGAGGAGGACCGACUGAGAGAUGCUCUAAGUUUCGCCAAUGGUUGUGGCGCCUUGACUGUGAUGGAGCGAGGUGCAAUUCCAGCUUUGCCGACAAGAGCAGCAGUGCUGAAUGCCCUGCUUAAGCCAGUGGCGUAG
Molecule: messenger RNA, 1143 nt
Organism: Ilex paraguariensis (yerba mate)
Lineage: Eukaryota; Viridiplantae; Streptophyta; Magnoliopsida; Aquifoliales; Aquifoliaceae
Source: the annotation of a GenBank genome assembly